UUUCCUCACAAAUGGAGCACGGCAUUCCCAAAGGAGGUUUUAGUGAGACAGGAUGAAGUUACAGAGAAAGAAGUUCAGCAAUGGUACAAGGGCUUCAUAAAAGAUUGCCCGAGUGGUCAGCUUGAUGCUGCAGGUUUCCAGAAGAUCUACAAACAGUUCUUCCCCUUCGGCGACCCCACCAAGUUCGCCUCAUUUGUCUUCAAUGUUUUUGAUGAGAACAAGGAUGGACGGAUUGAGUUCUCAGAGUUCAUUCAGGCCCUGUCUGUGACCUCACGUGGGACUUUGGAUGAAAAGCUCCGCUGGGCCUUCAAGCUUUAUGAUCUUGAUAACGAUGGCUAUAUCACACGUGAGGAAAUGCUCAAUAUCGUAGAUGCAAUCUAUCAGAUGGUGGGAAACACAGUGGACCUUCCAGAAGAAGAAAACACGCCGGAGAAGAGAGUGGAUCGCAUUUUUGCCAUGAUGGAUAAAAAUGCUGAUGGGAAGCUGACCCUGCAGGAGUUCCAGGAGGGAUCAAAGGCAGAUCCCUCUAUUGUCCAAGCUCUGUCACUCUAUGAUGGCCUCGUAUAGUAAAAGGUACGUCAAAGGAUCCAGUGCGGUGCCGUCCCACAAUGCCAUUCAAGAAGAUGAGUCUUUGUUGUUUGAUCUCUCAUUCUGGACACUUGGACACUUCUGGAGACUGAGAAGUCUCACCACAAGCAAAUCACAUUUCAUCCAGCAAUGACAGAAAAAAACAACUUGUGCGUGUGUGCGUGUGAGUGUGCGUGUGUGUGUGCGUGUGUGUGUGUGUGAAUGCUAAACUGCAGGAUCCCAUUGGAACUCCACCAGUGCUUGUUUUCUGCCGAAUAAACAUACUUGAGAGUAAAUGGAUGGCACUGAUUGUUAAAGAAAAGCAUGCUGGAGAACCUACAGUAAAUUAGAAAUGUAAAUAUGUGUAAACAUUUCAUAUUUUUUAAUCAUACUUUGCUGGGAUAUUGUGGAUGUGCGCCUCAUAUAUAAUUUAAGAGACUGUUGGUAUUUUAUUUAUUUCUUGUUUACUUUAAAGUAUAUCCAUCGCAGCUGUUACAAGCCUGAACAUUUCUAACAGCCUCUUGGAAUGAAAGACUGUAAUCCUGUUUUGCUUUUUCUUUGGAACUUUGAAUGUGAAUUAAUUUAUUAUAUUUGCGGAAGACAGCUCCCAUUGUGAAGAGUGCGCUGCCCAUUCAUUGCUGGCAAAAGUCACUGCAGAGUCCUCAAGCUACUUUUGAAAUAAGGCACAGUAACCAAGCAACAUGCUACAAUGUUAUCACUGAACAGUUGCACCUCGAAACUGAUGUAAGUACCUUUGUAAUGAAGAAACAAUCAGUCUACCAUCUGCUAACUUCAACUACACCUCUGCCUUUGUCUUUUCCUGUGUCAUUUUCCUGUCAAACUAAAGUCAUAGACUUGAACCAUGACACUCCUCUCAAAGAAAGUAAUUGGGUAUGUGCUGGGUAGGUUUGAGUGGGUCUCAUGCUUUAUCAGUCGCUCUCUGGCUGAUGAUUAAAUUUGAGUCACUG
This is a messenger RNA of Carassius auratus (goldfish), 1535 nucleotides long. RefSeq names its product neuronal calcium sensor 1-like. The record is from RefSeq and is a predicted model, not a curated record. The transcript has 8 exons. The annotation marks the transcript as partial. Lineage: Eukaryota; Metazoa; Chordata; Actinopteri; Cypriniformes; Cyprinidae. Gene Ontology annotation, molecular function: calcium ion binding; calcium sensitive guanylate cyclase activator activity.